Messenger RNA from Gallus gallus (chicken), 1766 nucleotides. RefSeq names its product endoplasmic reticulum oxidoreductase 1 alpha (gene ERO1A). The transcript is spliced from 16 exons. Gene Ontology annotation, biological process: protein folding in endoplasmic reticulum. The record is from RefSeq and is marked validated. Gene Ontology annotation, molecular function: protein-disulfide reductase activity; thiol oxidase activity; FAD binding. Gene Ontology annotation, cellular component: endoplasmic reticulum membrane; endoplasmic reticulum. The coding region runs from base 32 to 1423 and encodes 463 amino acids. NCBI's taxonomy places the organism in Eukaryota, Metazoa, Chordata, Aves, Galliformes, Phasianidae.
AGGCCUCGGCGGCGGCAGCGGUGCGGCUGAGAUGGCGGCGGGCGGAGCGCUGCUGCGGGCGUUGGGCUUCGCCGCCCUUCUGCUGCCCGCCCUGCCUCGCGGGUCGCCCGGAUCGGCGGAGCGCCGCUGCUUCUGCCAGGUCACUGGCCAUUUAGACGACUGCACCUGCGAUGUAGAAACCAUCGAUGCCUUCAACAACUACAAGCUGUUUCCUAGGCUGAAUCAACUUCUGGAAAGCGACUAUUUCAGAUACUACAAAGUAAACCUAAAGAAACCGUGUCCUUUCUGGAAUGACAACAGUCACUGCGGAAUAAGAGACUGUGCUGUAAAACCCUGCCCAUCUGACGAAGUCCCUGAUGGAAUCAGAUCUGCAGGUUACAAGUAUUCAGAGGAAGCCAACAGCCGUGCUGAAGAAUGUGAAGAAGCCAACAGACUUGGGGCUGUGGAUGAGUCAUUGAGCAAGGAAACCCAGCAGGCAGUGCUCCAGUGGACGUGGCACGAUGACUCUUCAGACAGCUUCUGUGAAGCUGAUGACAUCCAUUCUCCCGACGCAGAAUAUGUGGAUUUACUGCUGAAUCCUGAGCGCUAUACUGGCUACAAAGGACCUGAUGCCUGGAAGAUAUGGAACAGUAUUUAUGAAGAAAACUGCUUCAAGCCUCAGAAUGUGAAAAGACCUUUGACAUCUGGUAGAGGAGACGAUGGAGGGCAGAUGUUUUACAAGUGGUUGAAAGGUGUCUGCGUAGAGAAACGAGCUUUCUACAGGCUCAUUUCUGGUCUCCAUGCAAGCAUCAACAUUCACCUGAGCGCCAGGUACCUCUUACAAGAUACUUGGUCAGAGAAGAAAUGGGGCCCCAACGUUACAGAGUUCCAGCAGAGGUUUGAUGAGGUUGUCACCAGAGGGGAAGGCCCCAGAAGACUGAAGAACCUCUAUUUUCUCUACCUGAUUGAGCUGCGGGCUCUGUCCAAAGUGCUGCCCUUCUUUGAGCGCCCAGGUUUCCAGCUGUACACGGGGAAUCAAAGUCACGAUGCAGAAAUCAAGAACCUAUUGCUGGAAGUUCUCCAUCUGGCCAAGUCUUUUCCGCUGCAUUUUGAUGAAAACUCGUUCUUUGCAGGGAAUAAAAAGGAAGCUGCUAAACUAAAGGAGGAAGUCAGGCUACACUUCAAGAAUAUUUCUAAGAUAAUGGACUGCGUUGGCUGCUUCAAGUGUCGCCUGUGGGGGAAGCUGCAGACACAGGGCCUGGGCACAGCGCUGAAGAUCCUCUUCUCUGAAAGCCUGAUAGAAAAGAUUCCUGAAAGCGGCCCUUCCUAUGGAUUCCAGCUGACAAGACAAGAAAUCGUGGCUCUGUUUAAUGCUUUUGGAAGGAUCUCAACAAGCGUCAGAGAGCUGGAGAACUUCAGGGCCAUCUUACGAACCAUGCGGUGAAUGCAGCCGAGAAAGACUGAAGCUUUCCUGCUCCCCUCCUGGGUUCUUCAGCAAUAGGCCAACACCACAACCCCACUGCCCUCUGAGCGCUGCAGGUGAAGCCAUUUGCUGAGCCUCACACUCCUGGUUGACCGUCUGUCUGGAAGCUGCUGGUGCCAAAUAUUUUGUGCAGAACCAAAAACCCCUUGUUUUGUACAGAAGUGAGGACUGUACGUAAAGUUUAUUUUAUAUAGAUCACUCUGAACGACUUCUCUAACUACUGCUGUAUUGUUUGGAGGGGUGAGACCACUCUCUUUACCUUCAGAAGCUGAAGGCAGAGCCUGAAUAAAGUCGGGGAAAGUUC